Molecule: messenger RNA, 2034 nt
Organism: Diaporthe citri
Lineage: Eukaryota; Fungi; Ascomycota; Sordariomycetes; Diaporthales; Diaporthaceae
Exons: 1
Coding region: 1-2034 (677 amino acids)
Source: RefSeq, a predicted model, not a curated record
AUGUCAACGGCACCUUCACGGCCGAGCGUCCCCUCCGACCCGCGGAGCACGAGGUCUACUGUCCCUCCAACCCGGGAACAUGGAAAUCCAAAGCAGCCAGCAGCCCAACCGCCAGAGGUAAAGCCAGAGCCACCGACGCCGCCAUGCUAUGUCGUUACGGCCCGGGGCGGCGACACGGGCUGCGAGCGGAGGCCCGUCUCGACAGCCGGCGAACUCCAAGCUCAGGUAUCUGAACUUGUCAAACAAGGCACCCAAGCGGCCGCGGCGGCCUCUGAUGUGUUCACCGCCGCCAGUGCAAAGCACGCCAGUGGCGUGGAGGGUGCGGCAAGGCCACUCAUCACCAUCUACGGCCUCCCGGCCGCCUUUGUGCCUGUCCUUCUCGACAGCCCCUUGGACAUUGACCUGUCCUUUGUCGAAGCCCAUGCGGCGGGGAGAAGCUACCGGCCCAUGGGUAUCCGCCGGAGACGAGGGCCCAGGGCGGCCAGGUAUGCGCACUGGGAUUACCCGGAGUUGGUGGCUGGGGACUGGCAGGCUAUAGCCCGGAAGAGGUCCUGCCAGGGCUUCGAGCAGAACUCCAUCGGCCCAGGACUUCCUCAGGUUGUUGCCGACCUUGCGCGAGAGCCAGUGGUACGGCCUGUGUCUGACGCUGGCAAGGGGCUGGCCGCUGUGUUCUGUCGGGCGAGUCUCUGGGUGAGCCAGGAUGUGGAUGUGCUGUUCUUGGACAAGCCUCGCUGGGAAGAAAGGGGUCCCUUGAGAAAGGCUCGCAGGGCAGGUAAAGUCACGGGAUACAAUGCGCCGAUAGACCAGGAGAACCGACCCAGAUAUGGUGGGACGAAAGGAGACAACGUGGCAGUCGCCCAGUGGAACGGAGAGGAGAUUCCCAGCUUGGAGAGCAUACUACAGGACAGUCCCGCGACUACAUGUAAGGACAGCGGGGUGCUUCAGGUCUUGGAGGAGACAGCGUAUGAGCAGUGGCUCGAGCUGUUCGAGGUCCUCACACCUAGGCGGAGGGUGGUCAAGCCAGAGAGGACGUCACUGGAGUGGCAGAUCAUGCGAGCACUGGAGCAGAAUUUUGACAUGGCAAAGAGAACUGCGCGGUCCCAGAAUGGCAGUGGAACCGAGGAGGGCUUUGCUGUAGGCCCAGCCGACUGGGAAGGUCUCAUACAAAGACUUCGAACUCGCGCGGAGAUCCUCACGGCCACUUGCCCCGGGCUCCCACACAAGAAGCCGGAAAGAACAGCCAGCGGGGCCCUGUAUCACCAGGAAAGGAUGGCCUACGUCCCAAGACACCGACCAGAGGCAGACAGACCAUCCUCCCAGGGGUCCGACUCGGACAACCAGCGCGCCCUCGACCGCGUCACGUACCUGGGCGGGAUCCUGCUCCCCUUCUCCAUCGUCUCGGGCGUGCUGUCCAUGAACGAGGGCUUCGAGCCGGGGCAACCUCUGUUCUGGGUCUUCUGGGUGGCCACAAUACCACUGACUCUCUUCACGGUACUGGUCAUAUAUGCGGACAAGCUUAGGCAGGUAGAGGUCUGGUCUGAGGUGCUGGACCACAGCGGCAGUGACUCGGAGGGUGACCGAGGGUCCACGAAAUCGGGAGACGGGGACAAGGUGCAGGAGGCCGAGAAAGGGAAACGCAAACCGAUGCCCGAGUUUGGCAUUUCCAAAUACAGCAGGCCCCAGCAGCCCGAGGCCGUCACCUACAGCGCCGGGGGCGACGUCGUCAUCGACCUCGACACUCCGACUGCUGAGACUCAGCAGAUGCCAACAGCCGAAUCCCCCAGGCCGUACGGGGCAGAUCCGCGGAUGGACAGCGACGAAGACCAGGAGCAAGAAGGGACUUCAAGUGAUGAGGACACUGCUGAGGAAGUAGCCCUUCCGAUGACCGCCGGGGAGACUGGAUACCACCCAGGCUGGAAGAAGAAGCAGCUGGGCUGGAAAGGGGCGGCGAUGUGUAUGCUGAGAAUGAAGAAGCCGCUGCGCGUCUUGGAUGGGAUGCCUGUUGCUGCACGGGGAGGGCAGCGUGAUGACUAG